AUGUGGUCCCCUCUCGCCCAGUCAGAUCAGAGAUCCAACGCCUCCGAGCGCAGGGUGUCCGGGUCUAGUGCCGCUCCCAACCAGGAACAGAACACCGACAUCAACCCUAAGGAAGCCGCUUCAAACCUCCAGGAACAGGCACCAGAGGCCUUAAAAAAUGAGAACCAGGAACAGGACCAGGAGGAGCAGCCGUCUACUCCCACCCCUGACCAGAAUGUACCUGAUACAACAGAGCAGCGCGAUGAGGUCGAGUCUCAGGCGUCCGGCGCCACUGGAAGCAGUGGUGGCGGUGUGUUUGGGAAGCUGAAGUCUCUUGGCGGUGGUCUUGGACAGCAGGUUACUCAGACUGUCAAGAGUGUCCCUGGGCUUGCGAGCAAGCCGCUUGGAAUACUGAAGGGUCUUACGGUCAGCGAGGGUGGUGAGAUUCCGGGCCCUGAAGGUAACGUUGUCGGCCGGGUUGUUGAAGGUGGCGAGGAGGCUAUUGGUGGAACAGUGCAGGAGGGAGGAAAGAUUGUAAACGAGGCUGGCGAGACUAUUGGUCAGGCUGAACUUACCGAUGAGGUAAAGGGUACUGUUGACGAAGUGAAAGGUGACGCACCUGAAGAAGUACAAGAGGGUGUUGAUGAUACCACCGAAACCGCUGAGAAGGCAGUCGAAGACCCUGAAAAGGCUGUUGAAGGCACAGCCGACGAGGCCGAGAAGACCGCCGACGAUGCCACUGGAGAUGUUGAGGAGACCGCGGAAGGUGCAGCAGAUGAUGCUGAGAAGACGGCCGAAGACGCUGGUGAAGACGUCGAAAAGACAGCCGAGGAGGCAGAAGAGAACCUGCCACCAAUCUCCUCCCUCGAAGGCCUGACAUGCAACAAGGCCGGUAAGAUCAUCGACUCGUCCGGAAAGCCUAUCGGCGAGUUGGUGGAGGGCGACCCCAAGAAGCUCUCCAGGCUUGGAAGCAAGCUGGACGACAAGGGUCAAUUCUGGGACAGCCGUGGCAACGUGAUCGGGAAAGCCCAGACGAUCAAGGCCGAGGAUUAUGGAGACGAGCCUCCCUUCGCUGGUCUUGAAGGUCUGCACGUUGUAAAGGACGGCUUCGUUGAGGAUGAAGGCGGCAACCGGGUCGGCAAGCUCACUGAGGGCGAUGCUAAGAAGCUCAUCGGCCGUCCUGUCGAUGAGGAUGGCGACGUCACCGACCAGCACGGCAGCGUUAAGGGCCACGCAGAGCCUUACGAGGAGCCUGAUGAGGAGGAGCCCGAAGAGGAGGACCUGUCAAUCCUAGAGGGCAAGACAGUCAACAAGGCCGGCAAUGUUGUCGACGAGCAAGGCAAGGUUUAUGGUCGCAUCACCUCUGGCGAUGGUAAGCGUCUUGCAGGACGAAAAGUCGACGGCAAGGGUCAAAUCUGGGGUGACGAUGGCAAGGUUAUCGGUAAGGCUGAGCUCAUCCCUGGCGCCGAGCAGGAGAAGCCUGAGGGUACAUUCUAUGGAUUUGAGAACCUCAGUGUCGGCAAGGAUGGUGUGGUCCAGGAUGGAUCCGGCCGCAUUGUUGGCCGUGUCGUUGAAGGAGACGCCACGAAGCUUUCUGGCCGUAAAGUUGAUGAGGAUGGCGACAUUCUUGACAAAAAUGGGAACACCAUUGGACGUGCCGAGCGCUGGGAGCCGGAAGAGAAGAAGCGUGAUGUCAGCCCCAUGGCAGGCCGCAAGGUUACCCGCGACGGUGAAGUCCGCGACACGGAUGGAAACCUCAUCGGCAAGUUGACCUCAGGUAACCUGAGCAGCCUCAUCGGAAAGGAGAUCGAUGACAACGGAUACGUCGUCGACAAUGAUGGAAACAAGAUUGGCGAGUGUACCUUGCUAGAAAACAUCCCGGAACCCGAGCCUGAGGAGCCUGAGCCAGAGGGCCCGUCCCCCGAAGAGCUCGAGGCUCAGAAGAAGGAACAGGAAGACAAGGAGCUGGCCAAGAAGAUGUCAAGCAUUGUCUCAGGAACUCUGGACCGUGUUCUACCCAUCUGCAAGAUGAUCACCGAUCAUGUCGACAAAGCAGAGAAGACACCAAAGGAGGAGCUCGACGAGGAGCAAGUGGUUAAGAACGUGAAGCCAUUGCUCGAGGAGGCCGGCAGCAUUAUGCAAGAAUGCAACGGUGCAAUUCGUGCUCUUGAUCCCGAUGGACGUAUUGCCGCCAACGCGAAGGCCAGAGCUGCCUCCCACGAGGCAUCGCCUGAAGAACACACGCUGGCCGAGAAGCUGAAGGAGCUUUCGGAAUCAGUUCUCAGGACCAUCGAAAACGGAAAGAAGAAGAUCGAGGGCAUGCCGCAUGCAAAGAAGGCCCUCAACCCUCUCUGGGGUCUUCUCAGCGAACCGCUCUUCCAGAUCAUCGCGGCCGUUGGGCUCCUCUUGACUGGUGUGCUCGGCCUAGUCGGGCGAUUGCUGGAUGGCCUUGGGCUGGGUGGCUUGGUAAACGGCUUGCUCGGUGGCCUGGGACUCGACAAGCUGCUGGGAAACCUGGGGUUGACAUCCUUGACGGACUCCCUGGGAUUGACCGGCAACAAGAAAUAG
Messenger RNA from Aspergillus puulaauensis, 2547 nucleotides. RefSeq lists its product as uncharacterized. Bases 1 to 2547 code for a protein of 848 amino acids. NCBI's taxonomy places the organism in Eukaryota, Fungi, Ascomycota, Eurotiomycetes, Eurotiales, Aspergillaceae. The record is from RefSeq and is a predicted model, not a curated record. The transcript is spliced from 2 exons.